Molecule: messenger RNA, 2873 nt
Organism: Anguilla anguilla (European eel)
Lineage: Eukaryota; Metazoa; Chordata; Actinopteri; Anguilliformes; Anguillidae
Product: RNA/RNP complex-1-interacting phosphatase-like
Exons: 9
Coding region: 360-1568 (402 amino acids)
Biological process (GO): protein dephosphorylation
Molecular function (GO): protein tyrosine/serine/threonine phosphatase activity; polynucleotide 5'-phosphatase activity
Source: RefSeq, a predicted model, not a curated record
UUAACGUCAUCACUAUGCUGCAAAGUAUUAUCGUGAUGUGGUUCUAGGUUUUGGGUUCCUUUCUGUUUCGUUCAUUAAAUGCCUCCCUAGACGUGAUAGAAUUAAACUUACGAAAUGACAUAACACUACUUGUGUUCCUGAUAACUUACUCAAUUGUAAGGCAUAGUCAAUAAGUUCUUGCUACGCGACUUUAUAGUUUAUUUAGCUUCCAUUUCUAGCGAGCCAUCUUGCGAGCUUUAGCUAAGUUUGCCUUGAUAUUGUCGUUCAAGUUUAUGUUAGCUAGUGUUAUUUGAUAGUUUAGCUCCUUUUUAAACGAUCUCUUACAGGAAUCAUUAGUCCGCCAACCAGCCAUUGCCUCCAUGUUUUGUUUGACACAAUGUGGAAACUUAUUUGUAGGUACUACUUAUAGAGCCUUUCGAACAAAACACGUUUUCAUUUCAUUAGCGAGAAAGUUAAAUGAUAGGCGCUCGCUAAGGCUGUGCAUCUCGCAGAGUUUAGCUGGGUUUAAUGAACUGAGAUUGGUCGGAGUUCCGAGUACAGCAACAACUUCAAUAUUGGAGUUUCAUAAGAGGAGUACUUCUGUUUCAAGCACAAGGGAAAUGUCGUCUAACAAGAACAACAAAAUUCCUGACGGAUGGAUGGAUUACCAAGCAUUGGGAAAGAGAAUCCCUGGAACACGAUUCAUUGCAUUUAAAGUUCCCCUAAAACAGUCACUCAGGAGCUGCUUGCCUCCUUCUGAGGCCUUUGGCCCCUUUGACCUGGUGCAUUUGCUAGAGGAAGAGAAGGAAGAGCUGGGCCUCAUCAUUGACCUCACUUUCACAACGCGCUACUACAAUGUCACGGAUUUGCCAGACAGUGUGCAGUAUCUGAAGAUACUCACUGCUGGACAUCGAGUGCCAAGUGACCCAACUAUCCUGAGUUUUAAAAAGGCUGUGUACAGAUUUCUGCAGGAAAAUGAAAACAACGACAAGCUGAUUGGUGUACAUUGUACCCAUGGGUUGAAUCGCACUGGUUAUCUUGUGUGCAGGUAUCUAAUUGAUGUUGAAGGGAUGAUUCCAAGUAAAGCGGUCGCAUUGUUCAACAAGUCGAGGGGCCAUCGCAUAGAGAGAAAGAACUACCUUGACGACCUGUUCUCUAGGCGAGAGCGGAGCAACAAGGGCAUGGAGGAGCCAGACCAGGAUCCUAUUUGGGGCAGUGCUGGCUGUAGUCAAGAUGGCCCUCCUGUCUGUAGAUGCUCACACUUUGACAAGUCAUUGAAUCAGAGUCAGUCCUGUCCUGAUGAUCCUCCUUAUCCUCCUCGUGAGCCGAGCACUUGUGACCGCGAGCAGGCCUCGGGCAGGCCUCAGCACCCCGGUCCCCCUCCUUGCCCCGCGCUGCCAGGCCGUUCUGGGGCAGAGCAUGACCCCAGCGGUGGAGCAGCCUUGGGCGAGCGCUCCCCGUGCUGUCCGCACGGCCCUCCAGAGAAACCACAGCCAGCCCAGGGGAAGCCUCGCAAGCAGCGCCACAGAAAGAACAAGGGGAACCGGUCUAAACCGGAAGAGACUGGAGCCCUUUCUCUCACACCGUAACUCUAUAGUCCCAGUCUGCACAGCUCACAGCUUCAGAAUGCAUAAGUAAUCCGCUUUUAUGGGCAGUUUGACAGAUUGACUGACGAGAUUGUGUAAAACAUGGCCGUAGAACGUGGCGUGUCAUUUUGGUUUGGUUCAAAAGCUGAAAAAGUAAUCUGUCUAAAUUUUUGGCCUGGGGAAACUAGCUGAUCAUUAUAACUAGCCAGUAUUCUUUUAAUUGCUGUCUGUGUUUGGACGCUUUAGGGAAAUGGCUAUUUUUUAAAUUUUAGACUUUGGUCUUAACUAUAGUUAAAAAAAAAAAAUCAGAUUUAUACAUUUUUUUGCAUUUUAACUGAGCCUAUAUAGCAAAUAUUGGGGAUAUGUUUCAUUCUUUAUUGCCCAUUUUGACUGUAGUGCACUGCACAGUCUUAACCAUGGAAGAUACAAUGUGACCAAUGGAGGUCAGGUUGUUAUCACUGUAUUUCCCUGCUGUGCUGCAUUACUUUUAUUUAUUUAUUUUUCUUACAAGUUAUUACACACAUUAACGGCGCCUGAGCAUUAAUUUUAUAUUUAUAUUAAACAAUAGGUUUCACAGCUUCCCAAAAUUUCACUUUGUUAAAAGUACACAAGUACGAAAGUAAAUUUCUACUGACUGUGAGAUAGUAUAGACAUGUUUAUCAACAUAUUAAUUUCUGUACUGUGUAUAUGAUUUAAACCAAUACCAUCGAAUAGUAAAAUAGAAUAACUUUAUCUGUACCAGCCUUACAUAGACUUGUCUACAUAUUUUAUAAAAGCCUCACCUCACCUGCUUCCCCCAUGUUUUCAGUUACCACUAUAUUUCUUUGUUCCCAUUGUUUUCUAAACUCCUGUGGUGGGCGUCCAAUACCAAGACCAUGCUAAGAAUUUUUUUUUUCCUAAAAUAUUCAAAAAGGAAGCAUGUGUCCUUGCGAUAGCCUUGAGUGUGGAGCACUACCCCAGUCUAUCUUGCAUAAGAGAUAAGGAACAGAGACAGUUGAUCAAACUGUGAUGCCAUGACCCUAGAAGGUCUAGAUAACCUGAUCUGGAAUAACAUGUGGUCGUCUGACCAGAUAGUAAAGUGUUCUUUUUAGUCAGAUACUGGUAAUACUGUGCAAUAAUCAGUUGUAGGUAAGAAUGAAUAUAUUUAGAGGAAGAAAGAAUAGUGAAGGCAUGGUUCUUAUGUGUUAAAUAUAUACAUCAUUAUGCUUUUAGGUUAAAAUGUCUAAUAUAUAUCGCUACUGCACUAAUGUAAUGAUAAUCAGAUCAUGUGAUUUAGAAAUAAAAUUUUUUUUACAUAAUACAAUGUGA